AUGUUGUUUUGUAUAUUUGCUGUCUAUGCUUUAUUUCUAUCAAAUAUUUAUUCAUAUGAAUUUCCAUUUUCAACAUUGGGUAAUUCAAUAAUUGAUGCCAAUGGUAUAAUAGUUCGAACGAAAUGUGUUACUUGGCCAGGAAGUAUGGAAACAUUGUUACCAGAAGGCUUACAACAUAAUUCAAUAGAUAAUAUUGUUUUACUUAUAAAAGAAAUGAAUAUGACUUGUGUACGUUUAACGUAUUCGAUUGAUGUAACACGUUCAUCUAAUUUAACUGUUUAUCAAUCAUUGUCAAGACUUAAUUUAAUAUUAGCUUUAGAAGGUUUUAUAGAAAAUAAUCCACUACUUAUUCAUAAAAGUAUUUCAUAUGUAUUUGAUUCUGUUUUAAAUACACUUGGAAAAUAUAAUAUUUUAGUCUUACUUGAUAAUCAUAUUAGUAAAGCUAUGUGGUGUUGUCAUAAAUUUGAUGGAAAUGGGUUUUGGGGUGAUCAAUAUUUUGAUGUUGAACAAUGGAUUGAUGGUUUGAUAUUUAUGGCUAAAAAAACUAUUAAUCGCCCAUAUGUUAUUGCAAUGAUCUAUGAAGCCCAUUGGUACUCAUGGUCAAAUUAUGGUCAUUCAAAUGAAUGUAAUAAAAUGAAGGCAGGCAUUCAAAAUGCAUGGGGAUUCAUCUUAGUACCUGAUCAUUCUUAUACAGCUCCUGUUUGGUUAACGGAAUUUGGUACAAAUGUCGAUCAAUUUACAGGUGAUAAUACUUUUAUUGAUUGUGUUAAAGGCUUUUUUCAAACAUCAUUCACUGAAACAAUGUCUUGGUCUUAUUGGGUAUUAGCUGGCAGUUACUAUAUUCGAUCUGGUACAAUUGAAUUACAUGAAUCGUUUGGUUUGUUAACAGAUAAUUGGAAAGAAAUCAAAUCAAAAUCAUUUAUCGAUAUUCUUUCAACAAUGUAA
Rotaria sp. Silwood1 is the source of this 945-nucleotide messenger RNA. NCBI's taxonomy places the organism in Eukaryota, Metazoa, Rotifera, Eurotatoria, Philodinida, Philodinidae. The record is from the annotation of a GenBank genome assembly.